Molecule: messenger RNA, 1103 nt
Organism: Aureobasidium pullulans EXF-150
Lineage: Eukaryota; Fungi; Ascomycota; Dothideomycetes; Dothideales; Saccotheciaceae
Exons: 1
Coding region: 48-959 (303 amino acids)
Source: RefSeq, a predicted model, not a curated record
AGCCGCUUCCGUCGCCGGUGAGCCCUGUUGAGCCCGUUGACUCUUCAAUGUCGACUCCACUGCCAACACCUGAGCCACCGACCAACUUCCUGAAUUGUUUCAUCCCUAAGUACCCUCCAUUCGACCCCUACGAGGAAAAGUAUGUCGCCCAUCCUGCUGGAGAGUACAUCGCCUACAAGUACAAGGACAAGAGACGUGUAACAAUCGCUGCACCUUCUGGUCUGCCAAUGCCAGUCACGCCCGCCUUCUUCGAUGAGAACCGCAGUCUUUCCACCACUUCUUCUCCUGUCAUCCCGUCGUUCACCGCCAUGAGACCUGCUGGUCGAGUAGUUGCUACAAGGACUCAUGACUCAAAAUCGAUCUCCUAUACGCCUCCAGGUUCACCCUUGAAACCGUUCAAAAUCGCUCGUAAGCCUUUACCUCCUGGUGUGAGACCAUUCACUCCAUCACAGUAUCCUCCCCCUGGCUCAUCGAAAAUGGAUUUACCUCGGGCCAGUGCUCGCUCCAACACCGAUGCUGAAAUCAUCAGUCCUGUUCCUCGACGCUCCGCAAGACCAGCAACUACUGAUUUCACCUCUGCUUCUAACCUUGAUCGUACCCUUCCCGUCAAAUCGACUGGUAUCUCCAGAGCCCACACCAGUCGUCCUAAGACCAACAAGCCUCUUCCUCCACUCCCCAGCAGUAGCCACAAGACCAGGCCUUCUAGUUCAGUCUCUCAUCACCGCAACCACACUUCUCAGAAGACCCAACACACUUCUCGGUCAACUGAUCGUACUUUACGUGCGAUUAUGCCAUUGAAGCACCGUGCUAAUCGGGAACAAGAGGAGUCAUCUCGUCACCGUACAAUUCGUCGUUCGAGCAGUGGUGAACUACAGACUAGAUCUGUUACUGCUGCUGAUAUGUUCAAGAGCGAUCUGAAAGAGGUUAGUAGAAGAUUCACGGGCAAGUUCUUUGGAUGAGGAGGUGGGAUGUCUGGUUGAUGGUACAGUAGAUCUUGAUGAUCAUGCCUCUGGCUGAGGCUCUGGGAUGUGGCGUUUGUGUUGGCAAGCUUUGAAUCAUGAUUCAAAUCUGGUGUUUCGGGUUUCAGAUGGGGUGUAUUGCAG